GGCUGAGCCCAGCCCGGCCCCCGGGGCGGAGCCGGCGGAGCAGCGCCCGGCGGAGCGGGGAGCGGCGGAUCCCGGGGCAGCCCGGGCCGGCUCCGGGAUGAGCUUCCCGCGGCCCCUGCGCCGCUCCGUGAGCCUCAGCCCGGCCCGCACCCUGCGCCUCGUCGUGCUGGGACAGAGCGCCGUGGGCAAGACAGCCCUGACCGUGCGAUUCAUCACCAGGAGAUUCAUUGGAGACUAUGACCCAACCCUAGAAAUGAUCUACAGGCACGUGGCUGUCAUCGAUGGGGAGAUGGUGCACUUCGAGAUCCUCGACACAGCCGGACAGGAGGAGGACUCCCUGCAGAUCGAGGAGAAGAUCAAGUGGGGCGAUGGCUUUGCCGUGGUCUACUCGGUGACCGACCGCUGCAGCUUUGACGAGGUGAUGCGGCUCUGCUUCCUCAUCAACCACCUGCACGCCAGCCCCAAGCGCAGCGGCCCCGCCGAGCAGCCCCCCGUGGUCAUCGUGGGCAACAAGAAGGACCUGCAGUUCGACAGGAUGGUGUCCACCGAGGACGGGGAGAACCUCUCCAAAGCCCUCAAGAUUCCCUUCUACGAGAUCUCCACCCGGGACAGCUACGAGGAGCCGGUGGCGGUGUUCAGCAGCCUCUACCAGGAGCUGCUCAGGCAGGGCCACUUCUCGCCGGGCUCCUUCAAGAGGAGGACAGUGUCCAAGCUCAUGGAGAAGAUUCCCAAAAUGCAAGCCAGCUCCACCCUGAACUCCGCGGGCCGGAGCCUCAGCUUUAACUCCUUCAGGGACUACAUUCCCGAGUGAGCGCCCGGCUCCAGCCCGGGAUGGGGCGGCUGCUGGGGCUGUGCCGGCUCUCCGGAGGGGAAGGGCAGGAGUGGGGAGGGUGGCACUGGGUACAAAAGCCUGUGGGUUCUUCUUACAGGGGGCUUUGUGCCAGCAGGGAAGGUUUUCUUCAUCCGUCUGAUCCCUUUGUUCCCUCCUCCCCCUCUGGCAGAGCUGAGGUGGCCCUGGUGACUCCAGAGGUGUUGGGACAACCCUUGGAGGGAGGCUCAGCCGUGUUUUGGUGGGGCUCAGACCCAGCACAGGCACGUCUUGGGGGGGCUUUCCCCCUCCCCUGAGCUGGCUGGGUGUGUCUGCACCCCAAACCCAGCACCCACCGUGCUGGGUGACCCCGAAGGCUGUGCUGGCUCCCGGGCUGGCAGCAGCCAUUCCCUGGGGAUGGAGCCUGCUUCCUCAGCGUGGCUGGUGAGUAAAACCCCUGGAUCCUCAAACCCUUCCAGCCCAUCCAGGCUGUGCUCAGUAGCACGGACACAACGGAGCCGAUUCCAGAAGCUGCUUGCAGGUCCCCCUCUCUCUGCUCAUCUGCUGCCCCGUUCCCAGAGGGAAAACCACUGUGGCCUGAGGAGUUGUUGUUUUGCACAGGGAUGGGGCAGGAAAGGUGUGGGAAGGAGCUGGGCUCGUGGCUCAUAUUCCAUCCCUCCCUCUGGGUGUUGGGGCUGUGUGGCUGGUCGGGGUGGCUGUGCUGGGACCCUGUGGUGUGACUCCCCUGUCCCCUCUGUUGUGACCGACCCCAUUGUCUGCUGCCGUGUCCUGUGACAAUAAAAGCCGAGUUCCCAACC
This is a messenger RNA of Pyrgilauda ruficollis (rufous-necked snowfinch), 1626 nucleotides long. Its product is annotated as ras-related and estrogen-regulated growth inhibitor-like. Gene Ontology annotation, molecular function: GTPase activity; GTP binding. NCBI's taxonomy places the organism in Eukaryota, Metazoa, Chordata, Aves, Passeriformes, Passeridae. The coding region runs from base 98 to 811 and encodes 237 amino acids. The record is from RefSeq and is a predicted model, not a curated record. The transcript has 4 exons.